Mytilinidion resinicola is the source of this 540-nucleotide messenger RNA. RefSeq names its product kinase-like protein. The annotation marks the transcript as partial. Gene Ontology annotation, biological process: mitotic DNA damage checkpoint signaling; protein phosphorylation. NCBI's taxonomy places the organism in Eukaryota, Fungi, Ascomycota, Dothideomycetes, Mytilinidiales, Mytilinidiaceae. The transcript is spliced from 2 exons. The record is from RefSeq and is a predicted model, not a curated record. Gene Ontology annotation, molecular function: ATP binding; protein serine/threonine kinase activity. Gene Ontology annotation, cellular component: nucleus; cytoplasm.
UUCCUCCGCGCUCAAUCUCUCGUCUUGACACCACGGUCUGAGCUCUCCAGUUGCGAAACCGGCCAACAUGUUUACGCCGCCGCACAAAACCAGCUGCCCUUCCGAAAGUUGGAGACUCUCGGCACUGGAAAUAGCAGGCAGGUUGAACUGGUAGAAAGCCACACUACAAAACGGCAUCCAGUCGCCGACUGCGACCUGUCACAUUACCUGAAGCAUCCUAUAUCGUCGAGGGGGUAUCAAGGUACAUUAAAGACAUUCUUCGGUUGUCUGGCUACAGCUUUGGGCUAUCUCCAUGGAUUUGAUAUCAGGCAUAAGGACAUCAAGCCAAGCAAUAUUCUCAUCUACAACGGAGAUGUAUUGCUAACCGAUUUUAGAAUAUCAAGAGAUUGUGAUAAUACAAGGGGCACCACCGAAGGGCCUACCCCAAUGACACCCAAGUAUGCAGCUCCAGAAGCAGCGGACUAUGCACCCAGGAACUCCUCUUCGGAUAUUUGGUCGUUGGGAUGCGUGUUCUUAGAAAUGAUCACUGUCGUCAAGGGU